AUGCGUAGAGUUUUUGGCGAGGACUUGAGUGUGUGUAAGUUCUCCACCGUCUCGAAAGCAAAGGUUAACGUACCUAAUGGCCAGUGGAGCGAUGAAGGCAGCGAUGUGCGAGCAAAGUUUGGCGUAGCUGAUGGUCAGUGGAGCGACGAAGGUGGCGAUGUGUGGUGCAGAUGGACUUGA
Clonostachys rhizophaga is the source of this 180-nucleotide messenger RNA. NCBI's taxonomy places the organism in Eukaryota, Fungi, Ascomycota, Sordariomycetes, Hypocreales, Bionectriaceae. The record is from the annotation of a GenBank genome assembly.